Molecule: messenger RNA, 1053 nt
Organism: Drosophila yakuba
Lineage: Eukaryota; Metazoa; Arthropoda; Insecta; Diptera; Drosophilidae
Exons: 1
Coding region: 208-906 (232 amino acids)
Source: RefSeq, a predicted model, not a curated record
UUUUACGAAUACUUCAACACACGACUCGUUGUGUAUUUCAUUUUAGAAAUAGUUUUCCCCUAAAGACAACCAAAAUUUGCUUUCCCGAGCGCCUUGCUUUUAUCAAUUUAAAAUUUUAGUAGAUCCAAUUUCGGCCGAGGAAUCCGAGUCUUUAUAUAAAUUAGCCGUUUUAUCAGACAAUUUAGGGGAACCAGAGACGUAACAGAGAUGCCAUUCUUCGUGAAAAACCUGCCAUCCAUUCGCCACCUGGCCAAUCGAAGUUUAAUCGAGGGGCGACGCUCACUGACCACCAUAUCGGGCCUGGAGAAAGGUCCAAACAGCGCUGUCCAAAACUCAAAUCCCUGGUACAAGGACUGGCCCAUGAGGGAGGAGUCUUUUGCGGCAGCCCAGCUUCUCCGCCAGCGGCAGCAGAACCGCCGGUGGAGCACCAACUACUCCGGCCUGGACUCCGCCAUGUUCCGACCCGUCGCCAAACCGGAUGAGAUCGUGCCCCGCCGCAACAAUGUGGUGGCCGCCCAAAACGCGGCCCGCAGGCGGAACUUCAAGUCAGCGCAGGUGCCCCAAUACAAGGACAUGCAGAGGCAGGAGGAAGAGCAGCAGCGACUGGGCGGCGAACCAGAAGCCAAGGCCGAGGAGCACGACUACGAGUCGGAUCUGGAGGUUCGAUCAGUACGGGAGACUGUAUUCGGGCCGCCAGAGGACAACUCGGAAGAGGAGAUGGACCGCGCCCGUGCUGAGCAGGAGCUCCUCCAACGCGUGGCCAUCGCCUCCAAGCAGGCGGAACGUUUGCCGAAUAGCGCCACCAUUUCCCGGAAGGUCAUCUCGCCGUACAACUCCUACCGCAGCCAUCGCACCCGCUGGGCGGAGUUCCGGCACUGCAUGAUCUUCGGCCGUACGAGCUACUGAGCCAACAGGGACUCGUCAACAGAAAGCUUAUCCUUAUCCGUUGAUGUCUCUCUUUGCGGGAAACGCACGUGAAAUUCACGUUUCCCUUUGUAUGUGGGGGCUCUCGCGUUCUUCAGGAACAAAUACAAAUUCGGCCUUCAAAAUUAA